GUCGACCCUAUUAUUGCCUACAAAGUUAUGUGCAAUAUCAGACAAAACGGAGUGAAAACUAGACGAUUCACGAUUUCCCAGUGAUAUUGUGCCUUUGGCCUGAAAAAUUUCAGUGCCAUUGAUACACAAUGGCUCGUAGGAGAACAGCUUUUGAGGAUUUACGAGAACCUACAGCCAUCGAUUAUAACGAGUAUGAAGACGAGAAUGAAUAUGAGGUUGUUGAAGACUUCACUUUCCAGGAGUCGGCAAAAGAUCACAGCAUCUCUGAUAGUCAAAGUUUUGAGAGUAACACACCUCGUGAUGACAGUAAUGAGAGUGUAUCACCCGAUUCUGCAUCUUCCAGUGAAGUUCACAUAUUGAAAGAUGGUACACAUCGUGAACCGCAGUGGAGAAUAAAAAUAAGCACACAUUAACAUCCUACCAUUGUAAGAGGAAUAAAAGCGUUUUUGUUUUUAGUUCCUUGCACCGUAACUUUUCUAUUUGACUCUGAAUGAAGCCCGGGACUACAUUGUAUUACAACUCGACAAAGUACUAGGUAAAUAUACUCGGUAGGAGCACUCACAGUCAAGUCAUCAUCUCAGUGUGCUGGAUUUGGUUGACAUUAAUUCCUGGAUAAGUUAUAAUAGUGUCUCCGGAAAUAAAUUAUCCCGCCGAUCGUAUCUGAUGAGUCUUGCGGAAGAACUGCAUGGAUCCAUACAUCAUAUAAGGUACGUGACAACUGGGCUUACGCCGGACAACUUAACGCAGUUGGAAAAUCGUGAGAUGAGUAAACGUCGGCAAUGUCAGAUUGGUUACUGUACAGGCAACAAGUCAAAGAUCAAGUGCUCUGUAUGUGAAAAUAAUGGCUCGUGGCUUAUGUGGACAGAUUGAGAGUGACCACCUGUUUCAAAUACCAAUCUCAAUAAGCAACUCGGAUUUUAUGUAUUCCAACCAAUCACCAGAGAACGGCUCUUUGAAUGGCUACGAACAAUGUGUCAUUCCUCAAAUGGAGCCAUCAUCUGGGCAACACACAGACACCUCGGCUUUGCAUGAACAACAGACUUCGGGCGCUGUAUUUUGUGACCAAACACAGAAUGAGCCCGAGUGCAUCACGAGGUGGAGGAUUGAGUUUGAUAAUCGGUUGAAAGUGAAGGAUAACGCAGAACGGGAGAAAAUAGCGCAGUUAGAAGAGAACGGUAUGAAAGAUCUUCACAAUUGGGGAGUUCAGUAUCGGGAUACACUGUCUAAAUCGGUCAAACUCAGCCGAGAACACGAUGCGCAAUUGCGCACGCAACAGAAAGCUAUCGCAAACGCUUCUGCUGCUGUGUCGGGCGCUGAUGCCGCCCAAACAUCUCUCUGGGAGCGUGUGUGCGAUCUGUGCAAUUUUGUCCCACCUACUCGAGACGACACCGCGGCGACAUUGGCGAAGACCACCAGUUCAAAAGACUCCCCGAAGGAUAUGUCCCGCAUGCGGAUCCUAUUGUUACAACUGAAACAAAAUGCACCUACACUUAGGCGUACUGGCUAGUGGCGGUUUCACUCAGCUCCUUGAUGCGAUCUCACAUUCCAAAGUAACUUCGCCACCUUAUAACUUCUACGCACCAAUCCUGAUGCAUUUCUUGUCGUUUUGUCUUUCGAUCCCUCACUUUUCUAAUCACAAAUCACUGAUCUACGAUGUUGUCUUCAAUGCAAUGCUGUGUUCUUUACUUGUAGAAGGAUGAGGUAUAUAACGACUCA
Dicrocoelium dendriticum is the source of this 1716-nucleotide messenger RNA. Lineage: Eukaryota; Metazoa; Platyhelminthes; Trematoda; Plagiorchiida; Dicrocoeliidae. The record is from the annotation of a GenBank genome assembly.